AUGUCUAGCACCGAAGCCCUGAGCCGAGACUCUUUGUUUAACCUCCAAGGCAAAGUUGCCCUGGUCACUGGUGGCGGAUCUGGAAUAGGUCUCAUGGCCACGCAAGCUCUGGCCGCCAACGGCGCAAAAGUCUACAUCACGGGCCGGACGCGGGAGAAGCUCGACAGGGUCACGGCCGUGCACUUUGGUGGCAACACCGACAAGGUCGUUCCCCUCCAGGCAGACAUCACCUCCAAGGAGAGCAUCCGGUCGCUCGUCAAGGAAAUCGCGUCCCGCGAGAAAUGCCUCUGCGUCCUGGUCAACAACGCGGGAAUCUCUGGCGAGACGCAGUCGACGGCCGAGGCCAAGUCGGCCAAGGAGCUGCAGACGUCGCUCUUUGACGGCUCCACGUUUGAGUCGUGGCUGGACCUGUACCGCACCAACGUCGCGGGCGCCUACUUCACCACGGCGGCCUUCCUGCCUCUGCUGCAGGCCUCGUCGGAGCAACAUGCCGGAUGGUCGGGCACCGUCGUCAACAUCACGUCCGUGUCCGGGCUGAUCAAGUCGGCGCAGCACCACUUCAGCUACAACGCGUCCAAGGCCGCCGCCGGCCAUCUGACCCGUAUGCCGGCGUCGGAAAUCGCCGCGGCGGGCUUGAAGAUCCGCGUCAACGCCAUUGCUCCGGGCGUGUUUCCGAGCGAGAUGACGACCGGUGCGAGCGACGACAAGCAAAAGAGCCAGUUGCCCAAGGAGCAGUUUGAAGGCAAGGUGCCGGCUCGGCGGCCCGGCAAAGACGAGGACAUGGCAUCGGCCGUCUUGUUUGCCACCUGCAAUCAGUACGUGAACGGAUCUACGGUGGUGGUUGACGGCGGAUACACGAUUGAAGCCGGAAAGUAG
This is a messenger RNA of Ustilaginoidea virens, 876 nucleotides long. RefSeq lists its product as uncharacterized. Gene Ontology annotation, molecular function: oxidoreductase activity. The coding region runs from base 1 to 876 and encodes 291 amino acids. NCBI's taxonomy places the organism in Eukaryota, Fungi, Ascomycota, Sordariomycetes, Hypocreales, Clavicipitaceae. The record is from RefSeq and is a predicted model, not a curated record. The transcript is spliced from 2 exons.